AUGGGCCAGUGCUGCAGCUCACCCAGGAGCAGAGGAGAAAUCCUCAGCAAGGACCCUCCCGUUGAGGCCCUGCCGCAAUACCUGACUUUGCACUCAUCUGUUGGGAACGACUCGCCUCUUCUGAACCUCCCAGUCGAGCUAUAUCUGCACGUCUCGAGCAAACUGGACCAAUGCUCAGCCGCAUCGCUCGCCCUGGCCAGCAGAGCCUCAUAUCAUCUCCGCGAACCGCUAGCCCUCGCCUCGGUCAGCAGCUCCCAGCCCGCGCGGUCAGAGUUCCUCCAGCUGCUCGAGAGGGACCCCAACGUCGGCGACCGCCUCUUCUUCUGCGACAUGUGCACCAAGCUGCACCCGUUCCAGGAGUACUGGGGCCCGGACAAGUCCUGGGCCGAGUUCAUGAGCAUCAGCCGCUUCGGCAACUACAAGCACCACACCAUCGGCCUGAACCUCCUGGGCACCAGCGUCGACAUCAACUGGUACCACGCGCGCCUCGCCAUGAACCGCCACCUCCACGGGUCCCCCUGCGGGAUAGGCAUAGAGAACCUCUCGACGACCACGCGCCCGCAGAUCGCGGGGAGCAGGAAGAGCGUGCACGCGACGCAGGGCCGGAUCGUCGACGACAAGCUCAUCGUGCGGAUCCGCCACGUCCUGACGCCCGUCUGGGCCGACGUGCCCGCCGAGACGUUCAGGCAGGACGUGCUGAGCUGGACGCUGUACGUGUGCCCCCACACGGCGGUCGGGUCGUGCUUCGCCCUGCGGCCGGCGUCGCUGCCGGAGCUCGAGGCGCGGGACGAGGGCGGGAUGGUGUUCAGGCCGUGCCGGGACUCGGUGUCCUCGUGCAAGCGGUGCAACUCCGACUUCAGCGUCACCAUCGAGGCCGGGGACGACGUGUCGGGCCGGAGCAGCGGCGGCUACCGCAUCACGGUGGUGUCUUACCACAUGGUCGGGGCGUGCCGCUCGCCCUGGGACGAGGACUGUGUCAGUCUGUUUGAUUGCUACAGCAGCCAUCUGAGGAACCUAAACCGGCAUCCUCGGGGGUCGGUGAUCAAGAAGUGGUGCUCACUGCCGGAAUAG
This is a messenger RNA of Clonostachys solani, 1071 nucleotides long. The record is from the annotation of a GenBank genome assembly. NCBI's taxonomy places the organism in Eukaryota, Fungi, Ascomycota, Sordariomycetes, Hypocreales, Bionectriaceae.